Molecule: messenger RNA, 5319 nt
Organism: Aureococcus anophagefferens
Lineage: Eukaryota; Pelagophyceae; Pelagomonadales; Pelagomonadaceae
Exons: 4
Coding region: 1-5319 (1772 amino acids)
Cellular component (GO): perinuclear region of cytoplasm
Source: RefSeq, a predicted model, not a curated record
AUGAGCGAGCUCCGGAUCGCGGCGAUCAUCGCGCAGGAGACGGCCCUCGAGGCGUACCGCGACGCGGCGAGACGCCCGGGCUACGGCGUCGUGUCGGCGACCAUGAGCUACUGGCACGGCGUCGACUUCUCGAAGGUGGCGAAGACGGAGCGGGACGCGACGCUGCGCGCGGCUACGCACUGGGAGACGGACCGGCGUGGCUCGCCCGGCCCCCGCGCGCACGUCGACCGGGAAGCCCACGGGCGGCUUUGCGGUGUGCUCCGCGCGGUGCUCGCCGAAGAGCUCGGCCCGCCGCCGGGGACCCGCGUCGCGGUCCUCUGGGACGACGACGUCGUCUACGAGGGCGUGGUCGACGACAUCCUCGGCCGCGCGCGCGCGCGAAUCCGCUUCGACAACGGCGACUCCUGGGACGCGACGUUCCCCGACGCGACGGUGACCGUCAUCUCGCCGGCGUCCCGCGACGCCGCCGCGAGCGCCGCGACGCCCGCCGCCGCGGCCCUGGCCCUCGGCCGCCCGGACUUCGGGGCCGUCCUCGCGCGCGAGGGCGGCGAGGCCGCCGCGAAGUCCGCGGCGAGGAAGCGGAAGCGGGUCGCGUCGGCGCCCGACGCGCCGCCGCGCGCGGGGACCUACAAGGAGCGCGCGAUCGCGCGCGUCCACGAGCUCGUGCCGGCGACGCCCGUCGCGCUGCUGCCGCCGCGGAGCGCCGGCGAAAAGGAGACGAAGCCGGCGGCGCCGGGCUGGCUGUCGGGCUUGUACGCGAGGGCGGCCGAGAAGGAGGAGCGCGUGCUCCAGGCGUCGGCGACGACGACGCCCGAGCCGCCGGCGAAGCGGAGCCGCACGAGCAAGACGUCCCAGGGCCUGCGCGGCGCGGCCGCGCCGCCCGCGCGCGGCGGCCGCGGCGGCGGCGCGGCGACGCCGACGGCGGAGGUCGACGACGACGACGGCGGCGACCGGCCGACGGCGGCCAAGGCGUCGGCGACGAAGCGCUUCAAGCCAUGCAACUGCCGCAACUCGCGGUGCCUCAAGCUCUACUGCGACUGCUUCGCCGCGGGCCGCUUCUGCGAGGAGUCGUGCAAGUGCGUCGACUGCCACAACGACCAGGCGCACGCGCGCGACCGCGACGACGCGAUCAAGGCGACGCUCGAGAAGAACCCCAAGGCGUUCCGCGCCAAGGUCGACGCCGAGGCGACGACGCACCAGAACGGCUGCCACUGCAAGAAGACCAAGUGCCUCAAGAAGUACUGCGAGUGCUUCGAGGCGGGCAUCACGUGCGGCGCCAAGUGCAAGUGCGCGGACUGCGAGAACUACCCGGGCUCGCUCCAGCUCGCGGCGCGCCGCGGCUUGUACGCGAGGGCGGCCGAGAAGGAGGAGCGCGUCGCCGCGCGCGAGGCCGCGCGCGAGGCCGCGCGCGAGGCCGCGAAGAAGGAGCCGGCGGAGGCGAAGCUCAACGAGCUGGAGCUGGCCGCGCGCGAGGCCGCGAAGAAGGAGCCGGCGGAGGCGAAGCCCAACGAGCUGGAGCUGAGUCGGGUGCUGCCGCGCGAGCACGCGAUCGCCGAGGCGCGUCUCUCCGAGCGCCGCGGCGUCCUCGCCGCCUCGGAGCUCGGCGAAGCGGCGACCCUCGCCCGCAACUUCGUGCAGAACGACGCGCUCCAGGCCGCGCCCACGGGCGAGGCCUUCUUCGACCGCAGCGAAACCGCAGCGAUGCCCGUCGCCGUGAGGAAGAAGCCGAAGGCGCCAGCCGCCGAGGAGGCGUCGGAGCCGCCCGCCGAAACGCACACGCCGGCGGAAGAAGCGGAAAAGCUGCCCGUCGUCGAGCAAGACGUGGACAAGAGCUCCGGCUCCGAGGAUGGCGACGAAGGCCAGGACACCUUCGCCGCGCCGCCGACCUACGAGGGCCCGGCGCGCCAGCGCCAAAAGUCGUGGGCGAAGAUCCGCGCCGGCGGCGAGCUGCACGGGCGGCUCCGCGUCGUGUCCAUGCUCUCGAGCAAGAUGGACAGGAUGCGCGACGCGAAGCGGCGCUUCGAGAAGCUCAAGCUCGAGCGCGGCGCCAUCGAGGCCCAGGACCGGAGCGAGCGCUUCCUCGCGACCUACAGCAGCCCGCAGCACUCGUCGAGCCGCCUCCACGACUACGAGGCCGCCCCGGCGGCCGCGCCGACGACGCCGGGCCGGAACCUCUACGCGCGGUCGCCGCGCCCGGUGCCCGAGGCCCGCGUGCCCGAGGCGCCGGUCCCCGGAGCCCUCUUCGCGCGGCCGCCGGCGCCCGCGCCCGACGCGUCCGAGCGCCUCCUGUCCGCGGCGUUCGACGACCUCGCCGCCGCGGACGCGGCGGCCGCGCCCGCGGCGGCGCCGGCGCUCGACGCGGCGGCCGCGGCGGACUGGCUGUCGCUCAUGCCCCCCGACGACCUGCUGGACGGGCUGGACGUGCCGGGUCUGGGCGACCCCGUGGACCUGUCGCGGAUCGUGCUGGACCUCCGCGACAGGGUCGAGAAGGACGAGAUCGAGGACGUCGUCGGCCAGUUCCACGCGGAGCGGCCCGACGAGGAGAUCACGGCGAUGACGCUGAGCGACCGCGACAUCGCGGACCGCGCCGACGCCGUCGCCGCGGCGCGCGCGGCGGCGGCAGAGAAGGCCGCGGCGGACUACGCGUCGCGCGAGCUCGACCUCGCGUGGCGCGAGCAGAACGCGCGCGCGCGCGUCGAGGCGCUCCGCGGCGAGGCGCUGGGCGCCGCGGCGCGCGAGCGCGCGGCCGCGGCGGCCGCGGGCGAGUCGCGCGAGAAGGAGCUGCAGCGGUCCUUCAGCCGCGCGGGCGAGGCGCUCAACGCGGUCGUCGAGAAGCAGCGGGGCACGAUCCGCGAGCGCUACGGCUACGUCGAGCCCGGCGGCAAGGUCGGCGGGCGGCGCUACGCGGUCAACUGGGACCUCAUCCCGCGGCCCAUCGAGAUCCGCGUCCACGGGCUGCGCGCGGUCAAGGACAAGCUGCCGAAAGGGACGUACGUCAUCAUGGUGUCCAUGCAGGACCGCCUCGCGGGCCGGCCCCUGCGCUGGACGAAGACCCACUCCUACGGCGGCGGCGGCUUCGGGCCCAAGCCCGCGGCGACGCGGCCCUUCCGGCACAAGGGCCGCUACCACGACGUGGACCUCAAGGUGAACCAGUCGAUCUUCGCGCUCUGCCCGUCCAUGGGCGAGCUCCGGCCCGCGAACUGCCUCGUCUUCGAGCUGUUCCGGCUGGCGGACAAGCGGAACCCGCGCGACGCCGUCGUCGGGUGGUCCGCGCUGCCGCUCUGCGACCCCCACUUCGCGGUGAUCAAGGGCAAGUUCAAGGUGCCCGUGCUCCGGGGCGAGGUGAAGCCCCACUUCGACCGCUUCUCCAUGAUCCAGGACGCCUACGUCAACGACCUGAGCGCCUGGCUCGGGAACAUGUACGACGAGUACCACGUCGAGUACGACUUCAUCAACAAGCUGCUGCAGCUCGGCGACACGGCGCGCGGCGCGCGCGGCGGCCUGCGCAAGGGCCACGGCUCCACGAGCGAGAGCGCGCGCGAAGGCAAGGACGGCGACACGCGCUGGCCCUGGCAGAAGAAGCGCGACGCGGCCAAGGUCGCGCCCGGCGACUCCGGCGACGAGCCCGCCGCGGCCCGGAGGCCGAAGCGCCGGGCCAAGCCCUGGUGGGCGCGGCGCCAGACCAUCUUCGACCGGCGCGGGUCGACGCAGCGGAAGCGGAGCGUCGACAAGGGCGACGCGAAAACGCCCCUCCUCGCGCCGGGCCAGCUCACGCUGCCGGAGUCGCGGAAGGACCUCGAGCUCGAGGACAUGCACACGGGCCAGCAGUCCGAGUCGAGCGGCGACGAGCUCUUCUUCGAGGACCGGGACCGGUCCAAGGUCACGGGCACCGAGGCCGUCCAGGCGCUGAGCUCCGAGGAGGACGAGCCCCACUUCCGGGGCAAGUUCGGCGACGGCGCGCGCUACGACCCCGCGGGCCUGGGCCUCCACGGCACGGACCGGGCGGCCCAGGACGUCGACGACGACGACGAGGCCUGGUGGACGGAUUUACGGGUCGCCGGCGCGCGGGACCACUUCUACUUCAGCGUCGCCGAGGAGCCCGGCCGGCGGCGGCCGCCGACGGCGACGGCGAUCGUCAUCACCAAGUUCAAGUUCGUCUGGCAGGAGCUCUUCAUGGACCUGAGCUCCGACGUCCGCGCCGCGGACUACGCGGCGACGCACAAUUUGCGGUGGCAGUGGGCGCGCUGCAGCCGCAUCUUCCUCACGGGCAACGCGGACUCGUGGCUCGUCAUGGUGCUCUGCGCCAUGGCGCUCUGGAUGCGCGUCUACGUCCACUACACGGGCCAGUGGCUGUUGCUGUCGGCGCAGAAGGUGGCGAUCUACGGCUUCCGGGCGCAGCUCUGGGGCUUCGAGUUCAAGUACAUGCCCGACGGCCUGAAGACCAUGGAGGAGGUCGGCGUCGUCGGCAUGGGCGGCAUCUCCGUGCUGCUCGCGUUUCUGGGGUUGGUGGGCGUCUGCCGCCUCUACCAGAGCACGGGGUCCGCGCUGCCGGACCCCGUGUCCCAGUACGUCGCGGCGUUCGGUCUGGGGACGCUCCUCGACCCGCUGCUCGUGCUCGCCGUCGACAUCCUGGCGUCGAACUACGCCUGCGACACGCGGCCGGGCUGCCGCAAGGAUUAUACCAAAAAUUCCUGCGACUGCUUCGAGGGCGACGCGUUCAAGCUCUGGCGCCGCAUGGUCGACGAGGAGAACGGCGGCAUCAUCGGCAUCUUCUACGUCGUCAUCAUCUACGCGAUCCACGUGUCCCUGAGCCUCGCGGUCUGCUACUACUACCUCGUCUUCGUCCACAUGAACGGCCGCGUCAUCGACACGUACUCGCGCAUCAACGGCGACAGCGAGACGUUCUUCGUGCCCCACGACUUCGAGCUGAGCGUCGAGGAGCUCAACCACGUCAUCGCCAAGGCCAAGAAGUGGAUCGGCCCCGCGGACCAGCGGCGCCACGUCGCCAUCGCGACCUACGAUCUGAAGGACCCGCUCCUGCCCCACUUCAAGGACACGUCGACGCACGUGACCAUCUACGAGCACGCGCUCGACGGCGCGCAGAAGGUCUACCGCCACUUCCUCCGGAGCCCGGACGGCUGCAUCACGGAGAUCUUCGGGUCCAACGACGCGACGCAGAUCUUCGGCACGGCGCGGCCCGUGGACCACGGCGACGGCGACGACGACGCCGGCGGCAAGGGCAAGGGCGGCGCCGCGACCGACGACCCCGCCGCGCUCCCGCAGCUCAACGGCUACUUCGCGGGCGUCCGCCCCAUCUAA